CGUGGGUCUCUUCAGCUGAAGGAUCGAUGUCGAGAUCUCAGUAUUGCUCUCAACCACCAUGUGCCAUUGUACCGACCAACCUCAAACCGGCGGAGUGCCCCAAGUCUGGAGGCCUGACCCAGUCGAGAAACCGACACCGUACUACUCUGGACAGAAUGCUCACCUGAAAGAACAGAACCCCAUUUUCAGCGAAGAUAUCUUGGCGACAAUCGAAGAGAAGAUUAAAGAACUCGAUGGGGAAUUGAGAGAACUCAGCCUGGAUAUACAUGCACACCCUGAGCUGGGAUAUGAAGAAUAUCACGCGCACGAGGCUUAUACCAAGUUCAUGAUCAAACAUGGAUGGGACGUCGACAAGUCUUUCCAUCUCCCAACGGCGUGGAGGGCGACCUAUCAGCGCGGCAAGGGUGGCCGGACCAUCGGUAUCAAUUCUGAGAUGGAUGCUCUCAAAGGCAUCGGCCAUGCCUGCGGCCACAAUCUCAUUGGUAUCUCUGGUGUGGCCGUUGCCAUCGCCAUUCGAACUGCUCUCGAAAAGCACGACCUCGAGGGCAAGAUUGUCCUGCUCGGUACUCCCGCCGAGGAGGGAGGUUCUGGCAAGGUGGUUCUCCUCGAGAAAGGAGCCUAUGAGGGCAUCGACGCGUGCUUGAUGUGUCACCCCGCUCCAGGACCAGUGGGAUCAGUCAGCUUGACCAGCUCGUUGGCCCUCGACCGGAUCAUCGUAGAGUACUUUGGACACACAGCUCACGCAGCUCUUUCGCCAUGGGAGGGCAAGAACGCCCUUGAUGCUGCCGUUUUGGGGUACAAUAAUAUCUCUGCUCUCCGGCAGCAACUGAAGCCGACCCACCGGGUCCAUGGAAUCUUCGAAGGAAAGGAUUGGGCCCCGAACAUCAUCCCCGACUAUGCAAAGUUCAUCUGCUACGUUCGGGCGCCUACCCGUAAAGAGAUGGAAGAGUCGGUGCAAAGGGUAUUGCCUUGCUUCAAAGCCGCGGGCCUCGCGACUGGCUGCGAGGUUAAGAUUGAGAGGGUGGGGGCCGUCUACGACCUUCGACAGAACAAGGCUCUUGGAGAGGAAGUUGCCAAUAUCGUUCUGAACAAGUACGGUUCGAUCGAUUACGAGUGGGGUAUCAAGAGUGCCUCGACUGAUUUCGGUAAUGUAACUUAUGCGAUGCCUUCGCUUCAUCCUGGUUUCUCGAUCCCGACAGAAAAAGACGGUGGUAACCAUACCCCCGCUUUCGCAAAAUCUGCAGCAACGAUUGAGGCACAUUACGCGUGCUUGGAUGUGAGCAAGGCAUUGGCCGCCACUGGCGUAAGGUUCUUGAUCGACGAUUCGUUCUUCGAACGCGUGAAGAAGACAUUCGAGGAGGAUAAACUGCUCAGAGACUUGUCUUAA
Messenger RNA from Coprinopsis cinerea okayama7#130, 1387 nucleotides. RefSeq names its product aminoacylase 1-like protein 2. The transcript is spliced from 11 exons. NCBI's taxonomy places the organism in Eukaryota, Fungi, Basidiomycota, Agaricomycetes, Agaricales, Psathyrellaceae. Gene Ontology annotation, molecular function: dipeptidase activity. The coding region runs from base 59 to 1387 and encodes 442 amino acids. The record is from RefSeq and is a predicted model, not a curated record.